AUGGGACCACAACAACCGACAUAUACCGACGCCCAGGUCGAAGCAUAUCUCAGUCGAAUUGCAUAUACCCCCACAGCAAAAGUUGAAGAUGUCCGCCAGCGUGCUCAGAGCGACGCGUUAAGUACACUCUCGGAGCUCCAGAGGCGUCAUCUCGCUGCUGUUCCGUGGGGAAACUCUGGACUGCAUUAUUCGCAGCACCACACAAUUUCCCUGCAUCCGGACAGCUUGUAUGAGAAGAUUGUGGAGAGGCGCUUGGAUGGGUACUGUAUGGAGAGUACGGGGAUAUUCUUCAUUGUCUUGCGGUCUUUGGGAUACCAAGUAUAUGCCACUGGGGGCAGAGUGAGCUAUGCUGCUGCCACGGAAGUGGACAACGGACUAUAUAUGGCAAUGGGACACAUGGUGCUGAUCGUGACCAUUGAUGGAGCGAAAUAUAUGGUGGAUGUUGGAUUUGGCAACAAUUGUGCCACUGCACCAUUGCCUUUCCAAGAAGGCGCUACAGCUACAUGCAUUGCACCUUCUGAGAUGCGUCUAAUCAAGGACAGCCUUGUCGAGUGCAGCGAUACAACCCAGAAGCUCUGGAUCUACCAGACAAGAAACAACCCCGACAGCCCUUGGGUUCCCAACUUUUGCUUCUCUGAGGUGGAAUUUUUGCCCCAGGAUUUUGGCGUGAUGAAUUUCUCAGUCAGCCAGAAACCAACCAGCUUCUUUGUUCAGAAUUUUGUGUGCGUGCGAAUGAUUCUGGAUCCUACGGGGAGGGAGAUUAUCGGGCAGUGCAUCAUGUCGGGUAAAGAGGUCAAGCAACGAAUCAAGGGACAAACAGAGGUUUUGCAAGUCCUUCAAACUGAAGAAGACCGGGUCAAAGCCCUGGCAAAAUACUUUGACAUGCACCUCCGAAAUAGCGAGGUCGAAGGCAUUCGAGGCUUGACCUCCCAAAUCAAAUAG
Molecule: messenger RNA, 942 nt
Organism: Penicillium daleae
Lineage: Eukaryota; Fungi; Ascomycota; Eurotiomycetes; Eurotiales; Aspergillaceae
Product: arylamine N-acetyltransferase family protein
Exons: 3
Coding region: 1-942 (313 amino acids)
Molecular function (GO): acetyltransferase activity
Source: RefSeq, a predicted model, not a curated record